ACUCUCUCUUACGUUUUCUUGGAAUCAAUGGCAGUUUAGUUACUACAUCCAUAUUUCUCUUCGUGAUUCUCAAUAGAAGUAAUUUUAAUUACUAAAAGCAAAAAAAUUAAAUAUAUAUGUUCUGAUAUACAAAUCAUCGAGAGAUCAUCGAGCAUAAUGCAAAAGAUACUAGUGCUACUCAUAACACUUUUUAUACUUUCAGUUUCUAGUGUGUCAUCCCAUCGUGUGAAAAGACAAUCAGAAGAUUCAUCAAAGAAGGAAGAAUCUUUUGAACAGGAGCUAUGUAAAGACAAGGACGCUGGAGAAUGGUUCCGGCUUGUUGCUGGUGAAGGAGAUAAUUGUCGCGAUGUCAUUCAGUGCACGUCAUCGGGAUUGCAAGCAAUUCGUUGCCCUGCUGGCCUCUAUUUUGACAUUGAAAAGCAAACGUGUGAUUGGAAGGAUGCUGUAAAGAAUUGCAAAUUGAAAAAUAAGGAACGCAAAAUUAAGCCAUUGCUCCACACGGAUGAGCCACUCUGUCAAGAAGGAUUCUUAGCCUGUGGCGAUGGGAAUUGCAUUGAAAGAGGCUUAUUCUGCAAUGGUGAAAAAGAUUGUUCCGAUGGAUCUGAUGAAAAUAGUUGUGAUAUUGAUAAUGAUCCAAACCGUGCACCCCCGUGUGAUCCGGCUGUAUGCGUCUUGCCUGAUUGCUUCUGUUCCGAAGAUGGAACAACAAUUCCUGGAAAUCUUCCAGCAAAGGAUGUCCCAAUGAUGAUUACGGUGACAUUCGAUGAUGCCAUUAAUAAUAAUAACAUUGAUCUCUACAAGGAAAUGUUCAAUGGACGUCGCAAGAAUCCCAAUGGGUGCGAUAUUAAGGCAACAUUCUUUGUUUCCCACAAAUACACCAACUAUUCAGCUGUCCAGGAGACCCAUAGGAAAGGACAUGAAAUUGCUGUUCAUUCAAUUACGCAUAAUGAUGAUGAGAGAUUCUGGUCAAAUGCAACUGUUGAUGAUUGGGCCAAGGAGAUGGCUGGUAUGAGAAUAAUAAUUGAAAAGUAUGCAAAUAUCACUGACAAUUCAGUUGUUGGCGUGAGAGCCCCAUACUUGCGCGUUGGUGGAAACAAUCAAUUCACAAUGAUGGAGGAACAGGCUUUCUUGUAUGAUUCUACCAUUACUGCACCACUCUCAAAUCCACCACUCUGGCCGUACACAAUGUACUUCCGUAUGCCACACCGAUGCCAUGGUAAUCUGCAGAGUUGCCCAACGAGGUCGCAUGCCGUUUGGGAAAUGGUAAUGAAUGAACUCGAUCGCCGUGAAGAUCCUGGCAAUGAUGAAUACCUCCCCGGUUGUGCCAUGGUGGAUUCAUGCUCCAACAUUCUCACGGGUGAUCAAUUCUACAAUUUCCUCAAUCACAACUUUGAUCGGCACUACGAGCAGAAUCGUGCCCCUCUUGGGCUCUACUUCCACGCAGCAUGGCUGAAGAAUAAUCCCGAAUUUUUGGAUGCCUUCCUGUAUUGGAUCGAUGAGACCCUGGCAAAUCACAAUGAUGUGUAUUUCGUAACAAUGACCCAGGUUAUUCAAUGGAUCCAAAAUCCACGUUCAAUCAAUGAACUCAAGAACUUCGAACCGUGGCGAGAGAAGUGCACCGUGGACGGUCAACCAGCCUGCUGGGUACCACACACGUGCAAACUCACAUCCAAAGAAGUUCCCGGAGAAACAAUUAACCUACAAACAUGUGUCCGUUGUCCGAAUAACUAUCCAUGGAUCAAUGAUCCAACUGGAGAUGGCUUCUUCUAAAGCGCAACCAACAAAACAAAUUAAUAAUUCAUCACAUGUGAGCGCUGAAUUUUUUUUAACGUGAUGAGACUUUAAAUUUUAUUGAAAUCAACAUUUUAUUAAAGAAAAAAAAAAACAGUUCAACUUCACCUUUCUUCCCCCGUCGAAUUAAUUGCGAAUUUAUUAAACGAUUCUUUCUUUUUUUUUCUUUUUAAUUUAAUUCUUUUUAUGAUCUUAAAAUUAAAAUGAAACAAAAAUAAAAUUUAUUGUCUUUCUAAAAAUAAAAAUUUCAUUCAAAAGAAAAUAAAUUGCCUCAUAUGAAUGAAGAAAAAAACUUAACCUCCUUCAUUAAGAAAAAAAAAUUAAGAAGUCACACGGAGGGUUAACGAGGAAACAACCUUAGAAGGAUUAUACUCAUAUUGCAUUGAUUUCUUAGGUAUUUUUAAAAUCUUCAAACUUUGGUACUGAAGAACGAAAUAAAUAUUUUUUUUUAUAAAUAAACUGUUUACUUGAAAGUCAAAAAAAAAAUUUUGUGUAACAUUUUGGACAAAAUUUAUAUUUUUUAAUGAAAUUUUUUUUAUAUACUUUGUAUAGAGCUAAUGAACUUUACCAAUGGAGAUUCUUUUGGUUUAUUAAACCUUUACAAUGAAAGAAGAAUGAGAAAAAAAAUAUCAUGUAUAAAUGUAAAGUGAAUAGAAACAAAUAAUUAAAUUUUAAAUGAAAUAAGAUUUAGAUAAUAUGUCAAAAAAAAUAAUUCCAAAAGAACUGAAGAAUAAACAUGUUUUGAGAAUGA
Messenger RNA from Lutzomyia longipalpis, 2542 nucleotides. RefSeq names its product chitin deacetylase 1 (gene serp). Lineage: Eukaryota; Metazoa; Arthropoda; Insecta; Diptera; Psychodidae. Gene Ontology annotation, molecular function: hydrolase activity, acting on carbon-nitrogen (but not peptide) bonds; protein binding; chitin binding. Gene Ontology annotation, cellular component: extracellular region. Gene Ontology annotation, biological process: carbohydrate metabolic process. The record is from RefSeq and is a predicted model, not a curated record. Bases 157 to 1770 code for a protein of 537 amino acids. The transcript is spliced from 6 exons.